This is a messenger RNA of Rhinichthys klamathensis goyatoka, 1481 nucleotides long. It is a transcript of the gene cunh5orf15, whose product is annotated as chromosome unknown C5orf15 homolog. Bases 27 to 1013 code for a protein of 328 amino acids. Lineage: Eukaryota; Metazoa; Chordata; Actinopteri; Cypriniformes; Leuciscidae. The record is from RefSeq and is a predicted model, not a curated record. The transcript is spliced from 2 exons.
GUGAAUCAGGCCCGGUUUCGAAUGCGAUGGCAGCUCCUAGUAUCGACUCCAACAGCAGCACCAAAGCACAAGUCGUUCCCAUCGCCAUAUCUGCAUCAGAUCAAAACAAAACCACACCAGACCCGCUGAAAACCACACCGGAUCAGCCGGAAACCACACCAGACCCGCUGAAAACCACACCGGAUCAGCCGGAAACCACACCAGAUAAGCAGAAAACCAAACCAGAACCGCAGAAACCCACACCAGAACCGCAGAACACCAAACCAGAACCGGAGAAAACCAAACCAGAACCGCAGAAACACACACCAGAACCGCAGAAACCCAAACCAGAACCGCAGAACACCAAACCAGAACCGCAGAACACCAAACCAGAACCGCAGAAACCCACACCAGAACCAGAGAAACCCACACCAGAACCGCAGAAACCCACACCAGAACCGGAGAAAACCAAACCAGACCCGCAGAAACACACACCAGAACCGCAGAAACCCACACCAGAACCAGAGAAACCCACACCAGAACCGCAGAAACCCAAACCAGAACCAGAGAAAACCAAACCAGAACCGCAGAAACCCACACCAGAGCCCACCGUUACACCUGCAAACAAGCCAGUCUCCACCCCGGCAGGAGAUAAACCAGAGAGCACCUUAGAUUACAUGGCUGACAACACGUCUCCAGAACCAGACCUGGGCACUGGAGAUGAUGAUGAUGAUGGUGUCGUCGAAAAUUUAGAAAAUCUCCCCUCUGAAAAAAUAGAUGUAAACAUCAAGGACACAGUCAUCUAUACAACCAAGGAUGAAGAUUCCCACUUCUUCUUCCAUCUGGUUGUCAUCGCCUUUCUAGUUGCCAUCGUGUACAUCACCUACCACAACAAGAGAAAGCUGAUGCUUCUGGCCCAGAGUCGGCGCUGGCGGGACGGUUUCUGCUCCCGAGGAGUCGAGUACCAUCGGCUCGACCAGAACGUCAACGAGGCCAUGCCUUCGCUCAAGAUGACCAGCGAUUACAUCUUCUGACCGCCUGCAGAAGAACACACGCUGACCGGCUACACGUGGUGUCUUAUUUAAUCAGAGGGAAGAGGGUGUAUUUUGUGUCUUUUCUGCUUGCUGUUCUCUGUGUUUUUUGUUUUUUGUGUGUGUGUCUAUGAAAGCAGAUGUUUUGAAUGCAACGGUAAACCAUUUUGUUCUUCGGCAGAACUACAUUUUUACAUGUCUGCCGGAUCAUUCUUGAAGAAAAACAAAUGAAGGUAUGUAGAUAUUUGAUUAUAAAGCUGCUGUCUGUCACAUAUAGGCCAAGCACACAAUACAGACGAUUCAUUUGCUUCCGUUGCACUGGUUUGUGGACAUUGGCUUCUGUGCUGUGAGUGUGUGUGUGUGUGUGUUUGAGGUGCACAAUUAAUCUGUGAAAGAUCGCGACCCAUGAAAUCUUAUUGCAAUCUUACGACAACAAUUCGCCUGUGUCUAUCAAACCUGUGACGGAUCUGA